Dendroctonus ponderosae (mountain pine beetle) is the source of this 967-nucleotide messenger RNA. RefSeq lists its product as uncharacterized. The transcript is spliced from 5 exons. Lineage: Eukaryota; Metazoa; Arthropoda; Insecta; Coleoptera; Curculionidae. Gene Ontology annotation, molecular function: serine-type endopeptidase inhibitor activity; protein binding. The record is from RefSeq and is a predicted model, not a curated record. Bases 450 to 881 code for a protein of 143 amino acids.
UUUGUAGGAAAAGCGCCACAGUAGGCAAGCAGUUUCACUAGUCAACGGCCUAAAAUCCCGGAAAACUUUCCAAGCGAUAUUUUGACUUCCGCGUAUUAAUGAGCGAUGCUUCUUGAAAACCCAACUGUGUGCUGUUUUUAAAGGUCACGAUGCCUUCAAUUAUAAAUUCCCUUUAACUUAGAGGCGCACUUAGUCACCGAGGUUAGUUGCCAUCGACUGGUUAAUCGAGUUUUAGCGAAUUAGCCACAAGUGCAUUAAUUAAAUUACAAUAAACACACCCAUGCUCGACUAUAUUGCCGGCAAAACAACCCAUUGGAAAAUCAGUUCGAAUGUGCUAUGGUCGAAUGAGGAGCUGGACCUACAUAUUUUUUCUGUGCUCUGUAGUGGGUUAAUGAACGAAGACAAGCCUCUCAAGUGGCCUUUUUACCAGUUUAUCGCCCGCUGAAGUUAUGUGGACUUUAUUCAGUGUAGUUGCAGUCAGUUGGCUCAUUGGCGUUGAUGGCAACUUACUGCUUUUGAAUGAAGAUGCGCCCAUCAGACAGAAACGACAGUUUCCUCUGCAAAAUACUGAUUUAAACAGCAACGCUAUUUUCUUCGAUAAUGACAACAUUUUCAAUGACGCCGUGCAACCUGCUAGGGCCAGGAAUCCUUCCAACAGGCAAACUUCUCCGCGUCCACAAACUACUGCAGCUGUUACCACAGUGGCAGUACCAGGAAUGGGAACCCCCCGCACUCUGUGCGAAGACGCCUGCUUAACAACGUCGGAAUACAAUCCAAUUUGUGCCGACAAUGGCAUCACUUAUAUGAACAUGGCUCGGUUCCGAUGUGCUGUUCAAUGUGGACAAACAAUUAGAGUUGCUGCUAAUAGAGUCUGCGUCUGAACGAGUUCAGCUCAUCUCUAGUUUUAAAUUGUCCACCUUUAAAUAAGCCGUAAUUAUUUUUACCCAAUAAAUAGUUUUUAUCCAAA